This is a messenger RNA of Abrus precatorius (Indian licorice), 834 nucleotides long. Its product is annotated as heavy metal-associated isoprenylated plant protein 35-like. Bases 1 to 834 code for a protein of 277 amino acids. The transcript is spliced from 2 exons. NCBI's taxonomy places the organism in Eukaryota, Viridiplantae, Streptophyta, Magnoliopsida, Fabales, Fabaceae. The record is from RefSeq and is a predicted model, not a curated record.
AUGGUACCGAGAUUCAACGCAAAAAUUUGCUCUGCCUUUUGUAUACUACAACAGGAAACUGACUUCAAAUUUCAACUAUUUCUACGUGUUUUUACCACAACAAUCGACCCUCAACAGCAGAAAGUAACAGUCACCGGAAGUGUUGGUGUUGAGACCCUCAUAAGAAAGCUCGUCAAAGCCGGAAAACACGCUGAGAUAUGGCCAGAACAUCUCGCCGGAAAGGCUUCCGGCAAAGCCAAGAAGAACAACGAACAAAAACACCCAGAAAGCGUGGAAAACCAUUCCUCUGCAAAUGUUGAACCCAACCUCACCUCUGGAAAAAACAGGGGAAUUGAAAAUGCUGAAAAGCGCAACGGAGAAAGCAAGAACAGCAACUCAAAAAAGGGGUCGCCGGUAAGGUCUCCGGCGGGAAGUCAAGCAGCGGAACAAGAGCAAAAGGGCGGUCAAAGUCAAACUGACGGAGGGGGUUCCGGUAAGAAGAAGAAAAAGAAAGUUGAGGGUGGAAGCAGUGGGUUGAGUUCAGGGACAGCAUCUACCGGUGCACCCGCACAGAGUGGAUCGCAACCACAGAUUGUGGGGCAGAUGAAUCUGAGCCCUACACGUCAGCAAUCAUUCCCAUAUCCAGAAACUUACUGUUACCCUCCUUUGGUGUACCUCGCUGCCUACAACAGGUUAUGUCCCAUGGGAACAAUGGGUGGUCCUUCUUACUAUGUUCCUUCAUUGCCCUACAUCUGUGCAGGCAUGGACCAUGACCCUUAUCACGUUCAAUCACAACCGUUGGUCUCCUUCGAGAUCUUCAGUGAUGAAAAUGCCAACGGCUGUUCUGUUAUGUGA